AUGGCCCCUCACGCAGAGACCGGCAGCCCCGCCGUCGCCGUCGCCGUCGCCGUUGCCGGCACCAACUCCCGGUAUCAUGCCGCUUCCACAGAGUCCGCCAUCAAGGCCGAAAACGAGUACGCCGCUCACAACUACCACCCUCUCCCCGUCGUCUUCUCCAGGGCAAAGGGCGUCCAUGUCUGGGACCCCGAAGGCCGCCAGUACCUCGACUUCCUCUCCGCCUACAGCGCCGUCAACCAAGGCCACUGCCACCCCGAGCUGGUCAAGGCUUUGACCGAUCAAGCCAGCCGUCUCACCUUGUCUUCCCGUGCCUUUCACAACGACGUCUUCCCCAGGUGGGCCGAGAAGAUUCGCCAGGUUUUCGGCUACGAAAUGGUUCUGCCCAUGAACACCGGCGUCGAGGCCACCGAGACUGCCGUCAAGGUUGCCCGAAAGUGGGCAUACAAGGUCAAGGGAGUCGAGAAGGACAAGGCCUUCGUCUUCUGUGUCACCAACAACUUCCACGGUCGUUCUAUGACUGCCAUCACGCUGUCCACAGACCCAGAGUCCAAGGACAACUACGGACCGUAUAUCCCCAACAUUGGCGCUCACUGCCCCUCCACAGGCAAGCCUAUCCGUUUCAACAACGUUGCUGAUCUGGAAGAGGUGCUUGAAGCUCACGGAAAGCAGACUGCCGCCUUCCUCGUCGAACCCAUCCAGGGUGAGGCCGGUGUCGUUGUACCAGACGACGACUACCUCUCCAAGGUCCACGCUCUGUGCAAAAAGCAUCACGUUCUCCUCAUCUGCGAUGAGAUCCAGACCGGCAUUGGCCGGACUGGUCGGAUGCUGGCCUCGGAGUGGUCCGGCAUCAAGCCCGACAUGGUCACCUUGGGCAAGGCAAUCUCUGGCGGAAUGUAUCCCGUGAGUGCCGUCAUGAGCAGCAAAGAGGUCAUGCUAGUCGUCGAACCCGGCACCCACGGUUCCACCUAUGGCGGCAACCCUCUGGGUUGUGCUGUUUCCAUCCGUGCAUUGGAGCUUGUCGAGGAGGAGAACCUGAUUUCCAACGCCGAGCGUCUUGGCAACAUUUUCCGUCAGAGUCUCGCUGCUCUCAAGUCUCCCAUCAUAAAGACAAUCCGGGGCAAGGGCCUUCUAAACGCCAUUGUAAUAGAUGAAUCUGCCGCCUCUGGCCGUACGGCUUGGGAUCUCUGCCUGCUCCUCAAGCAAAAGGGUCUUUUGGCCAAGCCUACGCACGGCGACAUUAUUCGAUUCGCUCCUCCGUUGGUCAUAACCGAGACUGAACUCCGUAAGGGGCUGAGCAUCAUCACUGCUGCCAUCAAGGAGCUUCCGACGGUCGAGAAGUCGGCGGCCCACUAG
Messenger RNA from Ustilaginoidea virens, 1353 nucleotides. RefSeq lists its product as uncharacterized. Gene Ontology annotation, molecular function: L-ornithine transaminase activity; identical protein binding; pyridoxal phosphate binding. Gene Ontology annotation, cellular component: cytoplasm. The record is from RefSeq and is a predicted model, not a curated record. Bases 1 to 1353 code for a protein of 450 amino acids. Lineage: Eukaryota; Fungi; Ascomycota; Sordariomycetes; Hypocreales; Clavicipitaceae. The transcript is spliced from 3 exons.